UGUGUGGAGUAAAGUCCUCCUUGGCCUUUGUAAAGUCAUCCUCCCUUCUCCUCAGGAGCUUCUCAGACUUGUGCCCCAAAGAUGAGGGCUCAGAAGGACUCGGAGGACCGCACACAGGGCAGUGAUGCCUGUGCCGGGACUCCAAGGCGCGUUGCUUCUCUGCUCCCCCAGGAGUCCCAGCGCUCCGCAGGGGCCUCCGCCAGGAAUCCGAAGACGCCCCUGCCCUCAGAGCCCAAAUAUGACAUGUUGUACAAGAUCGAGGACGUGCCUCCCUGGUACCUGUGCGUCCUGCUGGGCUUCCAGCACUACCUGACCUGCUUCAGCGGGACCAUCGCGGUGCCCUUCCUCCUGGCCGAGGCGCUGUGUGUGGGACGUGACCAGUACAUGGUCAGUCAGCUCAUUGGCACCAUCUUCACAUGUGUGGGUGUCACCACUCUCAUCCAGACCACAUUGGGCAUUCGGCUGCCCCUGUUCCAGGCCAGUGCCUUUGCAUUUCUGGUUCCAGCCAAAGCCAUCCUGUCCCUGGAGAAGUGGAAAUGCCCACCAGAAGAGGAGAUCUAUGGUAACUGGAGCCUGCCUCUGAACACCUCUCAUAUCUGGCACCCACGGAUGAGAGAGAUCCAGGGUGCAAUCAUGGUGUCCAGCCUAGUGGAGGUGGUGAUUGGGCUGACGGGGCUGCCUGGGGCCCUCCUCAGCUACAUUGGGCCUCUCACGGUCACCCCCACUGUCUCCCUCAUUGGCCUCUCCGUCUUCCAAGCUGCUGGUGACCGAGCUGGCUCCCACUGGGGCAUCUCAGCCUGCUCCAUUCUCCUGAUCGUCCUCUUCUCCCAGUACCUGCGCAGUGUCGCCCUCCCGCUGCCUGGCUACCGCUGGGGCAAGGGCCUCACUCUCUUCCGCAUCCAGAUCUUCAAGAUGUUUCCUAUCGUGCUAGCCAUCAUGACUGUGUGGCUACUCUGCUAUGUGCUGACACUGACAGAUGUACUGCCUGUGGAUCCGGCAGCUUAUGGCUUCCAGGCACGAACUGACGCCCGUGGGGACAUCAUGACCAUUUCGCCCUGGAUCCGCAUCCCCUAUCCCUGUCAGUGGGGCUUGCCCACAGUGACCGUGGCUGCUGUCCUGGGAAUGUUCAGUGCCACACUGGCAGGUAUCAUUGAGUCCAUUGGUGAUUACUAUGCUUGUGCCCGGCUGGCUGGUGCACCGCCCCCUCCAGUCCACGCUAUCAACAGGGGCAUCUUCACCGAAGGCAUCUGCUGCAUUAUCGCGGGACUGUUGGGCACAGGCAACGGGUCCACCUCGUCGAGUCCCAAUAUUGGUGUCCUAGGAAUUACCAAGGUGGGCAGCCGCCGCGUGGUGCAGUACGGUGCGGGUAUCAUGCUGGUCCUGGGCGCCGUCGGCAAAUUCACUGCCCUGUUCGCCUCGCUCCCCGACCCCAUUCUGGGGGGCAUGUUCUGCACCCUCUUCGGGAUGAUCACGGCCGUGGGGCUGUCCAACCUGCAGUUUGUGGACAUGAACUCCUCCCGCAACCUUUUUGUGCUGGGCUUUUCCAUGUUCUUCGGGCUCAUGCUGCCUAAUUACCUGGACUCCAACCCCGGCGCCAUCAACACAGGAGCUCCUGAAGUGGACCAGAUUCUGACUGUGCUGCUGACCACAGAGAUGUUUGUGGGCGGAUGCCUUGCUUUCAUAUUGGACAACACAGUGCCAGGGAGCCCUGAGGAACGAGGUCUGAUGCAAUGGAAAGCUGGGGCCCAUGCCAACAGUGAGAUGUCUGCCAGCCUGAAGAGUUACGACUUCCCCAUUGCGAUGGACACAGUGAAAAAGAUUGCCUUUCUGAACUACAUCCCCAUCUGCCCAGUCUUCAAAGGAUUCUCUCUGAGGUCAAAAAACCAGCUGCCAGUUCUAGAAGACACUCCAGAAAAUACAGAAGCUGCGUCUGUGUGUACCAAGGUCUGAAAAGUUCCUUCCAGAAGGUAGGAUGUGCUGAUGGUGUUUGUGGGAUGGCUGAAUAAUCAAAACAUUGUCUCAACAAUGCCCCCUCCCAACUACUGUAUCCACUUCUGUGACCUCUUUGGGUGUCCUUAACGGAAGGUGGACUGGGCAAAGUCAAUGUAUGGAUUCUAGGUGGAAUUCCUUAGCCAUUUUACAAUUACAGGAACUUUCCCAAUUUGUAUUGGCCACUCGGUAGUUACAACUUGUGAAAUAUUGAUUUUCCCAGAUACCUGGGCACAAUCUGGGCCAACUAGAGUUCACCAGCUAGUCACCGACAUUCCAGUAUGCUGAACAAAUACCUGACAUUUGACAUGGAAAAGGCCAACAAAUCCUGACACAGCAAAAUGGAAAAACCUUCUCCUAUAUGCUUAUUUCAGGAAGUUCCCUGAAGUAGGCUGACUUUGGUAACCCUAAAGCUACAUCACACAAGCCCGGGUGAGACGCUUGCUUCUGAUGUGCAGGUGAUGGUGAACCUUUACGUGUCCGCCAGGAAUGCGGAACACAGAGUGCUCCCAACACUUCAGUGCUUUCACUGUGCACGUGCCUCCGGGUGUACCGAAAGUCCUAAGAGAUGAGCCUUUCUGGUUUUUUUUUAAAGCACUGGAGAUUGAACCAAGAGACUGUGGAACCACACCUCCAGUCCUUUAAAUUUAAGAACUUUUCAGACCACAUCUGGGCUUGAACUUGUGAUCUUCCUGCCUCAGCUGGGUAGCUGGGAUUACACAUGCACCAUCAGGCCCAAGUUUUUUUCCUCUUUGAUGUUGGGGGCCAAACUUGGGGCCUCAUACAUGUGAAGCACAUGCUGCUGCACCACUAAGCUUACACCCCAGCCCUAGACUUUUUUUUUAAUAACAAGAACACCAAUCACUUAAACAGGACAUUCUGUGUGUGAGGACUGCCUUAAGUGUUUCAUGUAUAGUAAUAAUCACCAUCUGGAGGUAGAUAAUUCUUAUUGUAAAUUGAAUAUCACUUACUGAAGAAUUUACAAAUCUUUGUCAGAUUCUAGAAUAUUUGUGUAAGACCCUCUGGUUAAGCACCUCUACUUUGAAAUCUAAAAUGCUGUAUGGGAUGGUCACUCAGUGAAUUGCCUAGCAUGUGUGAAGCCCUAUACUGCAAAAUAAACAAAACACUCUGAAAUACAACA
This is a messenger RNA of Chinchilla lanigera (long-tailed chinchilla), 3130 nucleotides long. It is a transcript of the gene Slc23a1, whose product is annotated as solute carrier family 23 (ascorbic acid transporter), member 1. Gene Ontology annotation, molecular function: transmembrane transporter activity. The record is from RefSeq and is a predicted model, not a curated record. Bases 82 to 1950 code for a protein of 622 amino acids. Gene Ontology annotation, biological process: transmembrane transport. Lineage: Eukaryota; Metazoa; Chordata; Mammalia; Rodentia; Chinchillidae. The transcript is spliced from 14 exons. Gene Ontology annotation, cellular component: membrane.